Paramecium tetraurelia is the source of this 2787-nucleotide messenger RNA. RefSeq lists its product as uncharacterized. The transcript is spliced from 7 exons. Gene Ontology annotation, biological process: negative regulation of transcription by RNA polymerase II. The record is from RefSeq and is a predicted model, not a curated record. Gene Ontology annotation, molecular function: transcription corepressor activity. Gene Ontology annotation, cellular component: chromatin; histone deacetylase complex. Lineage: Eukaryota; Ciliophora; Oligohymenophorea; Peniculida; Parameciidae.
AUGAGUGAAGGACAGAACAAUAAUUCUUAUCAGGAAGAAGAGUAAAUACAAAGAGGAUACAAAAAUUGUGAAGCAUUUUGCAAUAGUAAUAUUAAUUUUUUUAUAUUUAGAUAGCUAGUUGAGUUAGUGAAAGACUACAAAUAGAAUAAAUAAAGUAUAUCCCACUAUUACGGCGAGAUUAAAAAGCUCUUUUCCGAUUAGCCAACAGUUAUUGAUAAUGUCAAUAGAUUAUUUUAUCAUGAUGCAAGAAUCAAGUCAAAUGAUACAAUUCAAUAACUAGAAUGUCUUUUUAAAUAAGACAAGCAAAGAAUCAAUCUUCUUGAGUAAACUAAGAAUCUAAUUCUCAAGGGAAAUCUUGACCAAUAGUAAUAAUUAGAUUUAAUAUCAAUCUAAUUCAAAGAUGAUCCAGAGGCUCUCAAAGAAAUUUAGAAUGUUUUCAAGCUCAAAAAAUAAAAGCAAAAAAUUUAAGUGGAUUGGAAUGAUAUCAAAAAUAAGAGGGUAAAACCAAAUCCUCCAACGAUGGAAGAAAUUUAAUCUUAUUAAGCUUAUUAUACAUAACAUUUUUAUAAUAAUGCUUAUUAGUUAUAAGCAAGUAGAGAAAUUAAAAAUGAAAUUAUUGUGCUAGAUAAACUAAGAUUAAAGUGUUUUAGUCAUUUUACAUCAGAGUCUGAUUUUAAUCAAUUUUUCGAUGAAUUUGUAAAAGUCAUCAAUUUAUAUACAGAAUGUAUAAUCACUUAAUACGAAUUGAUGGAUAUUUUAUCAUCACAUAUGUGGAUUGAUUAGGAAAUUAUAGAUGAACUCAGAAUAGCUAUAUUUACUAGAGCUCCAGCACGUAGACAACAAACUUAAUUAUUUAAGCCACUUAAAGACACUGACUUCAAAAAUGCUGAGCACAUUACAGGAUCAUAUGUAAGAAUGCAUCCUGGAUAUGCAAAUAUUAUGAAAGAAGAUCCUAAAUUACCAAAUGUCUUGAAUCAUCUUUGGGUAUCUGUGCCUUUUGGCAGCGAAGAUUAUUCUUUUUCAAUUAUGAGGAAAAAUAGUUUUGAAGAAUAAUUAUUCAAAAUAGAAGACGAAAUGUUUGAAUAUGAUGUUAAUAUUAAUUGUUAUAGAAGAACAAUUAAAUUACUUGAUUAGUUGAUAGCAGGCAACAAUUCAUAAGCCAUUGAAUAGCAAAUUAGAAAAAUACUAUAAAUUAAAUGUCUGCAAUCAGUCUACAAAACAAAUAGCAAGGACUAGGAGGAAGUUAUCACAUUAUGGUAAAAGAAUCCAAUUCUAUGUUCUCCUAUUUUAAGAGAUAGGUUGAACUAAAAAUGUCAAGAGUUAAUUAAAUCAAGAGAAAUCGCAAACCAAACUUGGAAAAUAACAUAAAAAAACAAUUUCUCCAGAUCUUUAGAUCACAGAUCUUUCUAUUUUAAAAAAAAUGAAAAGCAAUACACAUGUGUCUCAAGAUUUCUAAAAGAGCCUGACGAAAAGUACUCAUUAAUAUAGACAAAUAAUGCUAUUUAAGCAGAAUAUUUGAAUUCUUUAGUAUAAUUAACCACUAUUAAACCGCUGAGCCAUGGAUAAUAUGUUAAUAUUAACGAUAUUGAUCAAAGCACUGUUUUUAGCUUUUACAUUUCCAGUAAAACCCUUUUGGAAGAAACUUUUGAAAUCUUUAAAUAUUAUGUGGAACAAUCUAAUUAGAACGAAUCCGAAUGGAUUCUUGAUUUAUUCUAAAAAAUAUAUUAAGGUUACUUCAAUCUUGAUUUGGUUGAUUAAAACUAUAAUUUUUCUCUUUUAAGAGCAGAGUUAUCAGUUAUUGAAUAAUAUGUGACUAGUUCAUCAUUCUCUUACAUCGAUUAAUUUAAUAUUGAAUAAGAGUAAAUCAAAAAAUCUCACAUUAAUACUAAUAAUUCAAUAAGCAACAACGGAAAGGAUUCAGAUGACUUUGAAGAAUCUGAUUAUGAGCUCUAAAGAAUCAAAAUUCUUAAAUCACCUCUUAUCGAUGAAUAGGAUGUGUUCCCAAGGAAUUCAUUAUAAUUAUCUACAAACUUUUAGAGUAAAUAUAAGCCACAUGGCAAAAUCAUUUAUGGCACGUCUGGAAUAUAUUUGUUUUUUCGCUAUUUCUAUUCUUUGUAUCAAAGAAUUGAAUUGGCACAAUAAAUUAGUUAGAAUUUUGAAUAAAAUGAAAAAUUUGAAAAAUUGGAUGAAAAGGAAAAGAAAAAAAUAAUAGAAUUAAGAUAUAAGCUAUUUAAGCAUGCUCUUCUUUACUAAAUUAAAAAUAAAGAUUUCAAAUAUCAAGACUACUUAAGUUUGCUAUUUGGAAAAUAAGCUUUUCUAUUCUACACAAUUGAUAAAAUGCUUUCAGAUUGUUGUAAACACUUAGCCAGUUUAGUUAAUGAUAAAUUGACUGAUUCAUUUUUUGAUUUUCUAUUCAAAUCAAACCAUAAUAAAUAUGAGUUAGACCCAACAAAAACUGAAGAAGUACAAUUAAGCAACUUGUCAUAUGCUCUUUUAGAUUUACAAUUGGAAUAAGCACAGCGAGUUUUAUUCAGAUUUUGUUUACAAGAUGACAGUUUGCAUGUUAAUUAUCUUCCUAAUUGGUCAGUAAUAUAGGAUAAAUAAUAAUUAAAUCGCAUCUCAUAAUUUGUUAAAUCUUACACAACAACCUAUUCAAAUAGAAUCAAAGGUGUAUUUUUAUAAAGGAACUUAAGGGAAACAAGGGCAAACACUCAGAAUUAAAUAGAAUGGACAGUUUUUGAAUCUAUGAGAAUAAGAAAUAAUUUGUCAGAUAUUUUAAUUAAAUGA